AUGAUAGAUGUAAAAGAAAAUAAUUGGAAAAAAGGAAGUAAACGAAAAAGACAUUUUAAAGGAGAUAAUGACAAAAUGAAUAACCCCCAUCUGUGGAAUGAUAAAAAUGAAGAAGUUAAUAUGACUAUGGAAUCUACAAAUAGUUCGAAUAAAUUUAUAUAUGAAGGAAGUGUAAAAAUAAAGAAUAAGAAGAAUCAUAUAUUUUAUAAUAAGGCUCAAGUAUUUAAUCGUGAUAUGAGUAUUGUUUUAAUAAAAGGUUUGGAAAUUUUUAUGAAAGAAAAAAAUAAAAAUAAUGAGAAAAUAAUAUUUCGUGGAUUUAAUAUUAUUGAAUUAUUAAGUGCUAGUGGUAUGAGAAGUAUAAGAUAUGCGAAAGAAUUAGAAGAUACAAUUAAUCAUAUAACAACUAAUGAUAUAGAUAAAUAUGCAUGUAAACAAAUUAAAAGAAAUUUUAUAAGAAAUAAUAUAAAGAAAGAAAAAUAUACUAUAUUAUGUAAUGAUGCUAAUAGUGUUAUGAAUAUAUUAAAUGUUGAUAAUAUGUAUACUAAAAAAAGGAAUAAUAAAAAACUAGAUAUUGGAUUUACAUAUAUUAAUAAUAUAAAUAAUUGUAUUGAUUAUUUUAAAGAAGCUUUUAAAUUUCUUAACUUCUUAACACACUAUAAUAGAAGAAAAAAUUGUCCAUUAGAAAAUGAAAUAGAAAAUGAUAGUGACUCAACUACCUUCUUAUCAAAUGAUGAUGAAGUUAUAACAACUAAGAUUGAUAAUACAUGUGAGGAUGAAACAUAUAUUUAUGAAGAAAAAUAUGAGAAAAGUGAUAUAAAUAGUAAUGAAAAUAAUCCAAAUGUUGAUGAACAAAAUAUAUGUUUAGAUGAUAUAAUUAAAAAAAGUAAAUUAAUUGAAAGAUAUAUGUUUGAUAUUAUUGAUAUAGAUCCAUAUGGAUCUUCUAUUGAUUAUCUUGAAAGUUGUUUAAAAUAUGGAAGAAGUAAUUUCUUUAUUUUAAUAACAAAUACAGAUAUGAGAAUAUUAAAUGGAAAAUUCCCUGAUGUAUCAUUUUAUAAAUAUAAUAGUAUGAUAUUUAGUAAUAAAGUAAAUUAUAAUAAUGAAUUUAGUAUAAGGGUAUUAUUUUAUAAAAUCAAAAUGAUAGCAUCCAAAUAUAAAAAAUGUAUUAUUCCAUUUAUAUCAAUUAAUAUAGAUUUUUAUAUACGUUUAUUAGUUCAUGUUAUUGAUGAUGCACUACAAACAAAAGAUGUAUGUAUAGAUACAGGAAUUGUGUAUCAAUGCAAUAAUUGUUCUAGUUUUCAUAUUAAUCCAAUGGCCUACAAAAAGGAUGUCAACCACCUUUCAUCUAUUGCAGAAAAUCCUCAUUCGAAGAAGAGGAGAAAAAUGAAAAAAAAUAAAAAUUUGCAUGUUGGAAAUGACGUUGAUGAAAUGAAUGAUGAGAUAUCACUUGAUCACAAUAAAAUAAACGAUCAAAAUGGUAAUACUAAUAAUACAAUAACGACUACUACUACUACUACUA
This is a messenger RNA of Plasmodium gaboni, 1516 nucleotides long. RefSeq names its product putative N2,N2-dimethylguanosine tRNA methyltransferase. The annotation marks the transcript as partial. Lineage: Eukaryota; Apicomplexa; Aconoidasida; Haemosporida; Plasmodiidae. The record is from RefSeq and is a predicted model, not a curated record. The transcript has a single exon. Gene Ontology annotation, molecular function: RNA binding. Gene Ontology annotation, biological process: tRNA N2-guanine methylation. Gene Ontology annotation, cellular component: nucleus.